Molecule: messenger RNA, 693 nt
Organism: Penicillium diatomitis
Lineage: Eukaryota; Fungi; Ascomycota; Eurotiomycetes; Eurotiales; Aspergillaceae
Product: p24 family protein
Exons: 3
Coding region: 1-693 (230 amino acids)
Biological process (GO): Golgi organization; intracellular protein transport; endoplasmic reticulum to Golgi vesicle-mediated transport
Cellular component (GO): endoplasmic reticulum-Golgi intermediate compartment; COPII-coated ER to Golgi transport vesicle; endoplasmic reticulum
Source: RefSeq, a predicted model, not a curated record
AUGACUUUGCAGGCAUUUUCGCCGUCAUGGCUCGGUGCCGCUCUGGCGCUCCUGUCUAUCUUCUCUUUACUUGUCCCUGCUAAUGCCCUGUAUUUCUACGUGGAUGGCCGACAAACGAAGUGCUUCUUCGAGGAUCUCCCGAAAGACACACUGGUAGCUGGCAAGUUCUCCGCUGAGGUGAUCAACCCCAACACCAACACAUAUACUACCGAUCACAACCUGCGCAUUCAAAUCACCGUGGACGAGACCUUCGACAAUGACCACCGGGUUGUAAACAAGCGGGAGAACCACGCUGGUCGCUUCACCUUCUCCGCUGCUGAUGCCGGCCAACACCGUAUCUGUUUCACUGCCGAGACCGAUCUUACCACUUCGGGUUGGAUGUCCAGCGGCCAGGGCGCUGUUCGUUUCACCUUGGACAUGGCCAUUGGUGAGACAAGCAAGAUUGAGACCGAGGACAAGGACAAGAUGAAGGAUAUUGUUCAGCGUGUUCGUGAUCUGAACAGCCGUCUACAUGAUAUCCGUCGCGAGCAGGUCUAUCAACGAGAGCGUGAGGCCGAGUUCCGUGAUCAAUCCGAGACCACCAACUCCCGUGUCGUUCGCUGGGCCUUGAUUCAAGUCGCGGUUUUGUCUGCGGCUUGUGCUUGGCAAUUGUCCCAUCUGCGCUCAUUCUUCAUCAAGCAGAAAUUGACCUAG